Molecule: messenger RNA, 6926 nt
Organism: Liolophura sinensis
Lineage: Eukaryota; Metazoa; Mollusca; Polyplacophora; Chitonida; Chitonidae
Product: CTD small phosphatase-like protein 3
Exons: 12
Coding region: 48-1406 (452 amino acids)
Molecular function (GO): phosphatase activity
Source: RefSeq, a predicted model, not a curated record
GAGUCGAAGUAAACAUAUCUUCGGGGACAGAGCGUGUUGUGUGGGUGAUGCGACUCCGUGGUAAGCCAGAGGUGCCCGCACCCGGGGCUAUGUCGGGUAGGGGCUGCAUGGCCUUGGCGGCCGGCAACCAUGGUGACCAAAAGGUCAAGCGAACACCGAUAGAGGUCGAUGGUACAGAGAUGGCAGCUGAGACGGGCCGAAAGAGACAGCGUAAGGAGAAUGGGGCCAUGAAUGACGACCCAUUUAUCACGUCCACACCUCAGCAGCCGCGGGGCCGCAAACGCAAGAAAGGACCAGUGGCUGCUGUGAAGCCUGACCCGGUCAAGUCCUCAGCCUGUCCUGACCCAGCCAGUCCCCCCAGGACAAGUCUCUUCGGGACAAUUUUCUCACCUGUCUAUCAGUUCUUUGGACAACAGAAUGGACUAGACAAUGGUUGUGAAGAGUCCAGCUGUAUGGAAACUGUGGAAACAGUCGCAAUGGCAGCAAAACUGCCCGAUGUGGAGAUGACAGAUUCGUCCGAAAGUGAAUCAGAUAGUGCUGCUUCAAGUAAAGAGAAUGAAGAGCCGGAGAAGCUGAGCUGUAAAAUGAGAUGUAAUGAGAAUAGCGCCGAGGCCGACAAGGCUGUCGAGGAGAACAACAACAACAACAACGCCCUGGCGCUGGAGUGCCUUCCCCUGGCAAAUAGCGGCACCUGUGAGAUGACGUACUGCCCAAGUCCUGAGGAAGAGGAGGCCGCUGAAGAGAGCAUGGAGGAAUGGGAGCAUGAACAGUUUGACCCGUAUCACUUCAUAAGGAAUCUUCCUCCCCUGACAGAAGAGCUCCGUGCUCGAGUGCCCGCCCUCCCUUUGAAGACUCGCAGUUCUCCCGAGUUCUCAUUGGUCCUAGAUUUGGAUGAGACACUGGUACAUUGUAGCCUUGUGGAACUAGAGGACGCAGCUUUUACCUUCCCUGUUUUAUUUCAAGACGUUACAUAUCAGGUGUACGUGAGAACGCGGCCAUACUUCCGGGAGUUCCUGGAGAGAGUCAGCGAGUGUUUUGAGGUGAUACUCUUCACUGCGUCCAAGAGAGUCUAUGCUGACAAGCUGGUGAAUCUGCUUGACCCACAGAAAAAACUCAUCAAACAUCGUUUGUUCCGAGAGCACUGUGUGUGUGUCAAUGGGAAUUACAUUAAGGAUCUGACGAUUUUAGGGAGGGACCUGUCCAAGACCAUCAUCAUAGACAACUCCCCACAGGCCUUUGGCUAUCAGCUGGACAAUGGAAUCCCUAUAGAGAGCUGGUUUGUGGACCGCAAAGAUUCAGAACUCAUGAAACUUCUCCCGUUUCUGGAAAGUCUUGUGGAAUUGAAGCAAGAUGUUCGCCCCCAUAUUCGCAAUCACUAUCGGUUGCACACUUUAUUACCUCCAUAAACCAGAGAGUGUCUACGUGGACCCCCCGAGCACCCCAUGCGAUCUUGUUGCACUGGUGUUGCAUCGCUGUUGAGACACUUUCGCGCACCCACUUCGACCUUCGACCAUAACCACGACUUUUAAAAAAAGCUAUGUAAAUAUUGGCAUUUUUUUGGUAUGUUUUAAUCAGUUUUGAUUUCGCAAAGCAGUAUUUUAGAAUUGUUUUUUUGGGCUGUACAUUUUUUGCCUGGUUGUUCUUUUUUUUUAGUUUAUAUUUGAAAAAUUUUUAGCCUAUGUUAUUAGUUUUGUUGAUGAUGUCUAAUUGACAACAUGAUCCUGUUGUCGUUAAGCCUGACUGCUCUGUUUCCGUGGUAACAUCAGGUCAUUAUUGUAGGAAACAUUGUUGUGACCUGGCCUAUUCCCGUGAGCCGUUGUUGUCGUUUACACGGUUAGGUUCCUCUGUGGAUAAGUCCUGUAGUAUAAGUCCUCCUUGGAUGCAUUGGUCCAGAACAGCAGCACUGUAGUUACCAGAUACGAUUUAAGUGCGGAUUAUCAGAAGGGAACAGAAUAAAGACCAACUUCUGAGACAUGAAAAAAUGCCCAUUUGACAGGCACUUAUGUGUUUCUUACAUUUACACAUUCGUCACAUUACACUUUGAUGGAUACAACAAACUCUGUCAUGUGGUCCUGGGCCCAUUUGUUCAAAAUUGUCUGAAGACUUAAUACUAGAUUUGAACCAAGGGCCGAAUCCACUCUUCUGACUUAAGUCAAAAUUAAAAACUUUGUCAUAAUGUUCGGCUUUCGGUAACGGAAGUUGUCUUAAGAUAACAUUGAGGAGGUGAUCAACAUUUUAAUUUACAGGGCUCUAAAAUCAUAUUUCAAAUUUUUGACUUAAGCCAAAACUGGCUUUGUGGAAUCUGCCCCAAGUUUUUUGUGCGACUGAACAUCCAAUAUCAAUCAAAUCUGCUGCUGUUGCAUUUGGUCCCUGUACAACUCUAAUGGUUGCUGCAAUGAUAAAUGAUAAAUAAUAUGGGUUAAUACCAGUAUUAGCCAAUACACUUUUGAACAACGAGGGGCCCAGGUAGAAAAAAAUUCAGUUAACAAUUAUCAUGAAUACAUGUUUGUCUAUGGAAGGCCAGUUUGUUAAAGUACGGUACACAAGGCUGUUGUGUGCAUUUUAUGAAAGCAUGGGUAGAAGUCAACAUGUCCACAUGUCCCAGGCAUGUUAAAUUUCUUCAGGGCAAGUUGUUUUAAUUAUCAUUGUUGCCCAUGAGCUUAUGGGAUUUUUUUUAAUGUUUCCCCCAGGUGCAAGUGAUUAGUUAUUUUCCACCCCUGAGCAGGGGGAGAUAACUUUAUUUCCCUGUGGAUUUUUUUCAUGUUGGGUGAUCAGGUAGUCCUUAUAACAAUAUGAAACUUAUCUCACAAGCUGCCUGAAAACUGGUGUAAGACUGAUAUCCUGUCUUGUAAUGGUACAGUAUCCGUUUCACAACAGACACCUUUAAACUGGGUGUCAAGGCGAGGUUUCAACUCAACCCAUCUCUCUCCGAAAUGGAACUGUUAACGUGAGACUUGAAGAUUGGUAAGAAUGAAGGUUCUUACCAGGCCAUUUUAUUUCCAUACACGGAAAACUUAUCAACAUACAGGAUAUCAUAUGGCAUAUGCACAUUUGUCAAUUUCGAUAAUGUUUUUGGAGUCAUUGUAGAAUACUGCAAAAACCAUGUUUCCUACAAUGUAUCAGAGAUUUCAUAACAAUCUUUAUUUUCCCCACAACUUUUGUCUUUAUUUUAAGUGGUUCUCUAGGCCUUUCUUUCUUUUAACUUGUUGUUAAUAACAUGUCUAACUGGACGCACACAUUUCUUUUGCCAAAAAAAUUAAUAAAACAGCAAAAAACAAAACCAAGAGACAGAUGUUAUAAAUUGUACAAAUUGUUUCAUUGUUAGUAUGUUACCUGUAUACAUUGUAGAUGAUCGUCAGUGUUGAUGUCUGACAUUUUUACCCAUUAUAUUCGCCUCAUCCUCAACAACUGUAUUGUUGCCAUAGUCUUCAGCAUUUGUGGCCAUGGUGAUGAUCUUCAGCACCUGUUGCCAUGGUGAUGAUCUUCAGCACCUGUUGCCAUGGUGAUGAUCUUCAGCAUGUGUUUUGUCAGCAUGUUCCUUAUCCAUGGGUCUUCAACAUGCAUUGCAAUGCUAGUUUAUACAACCAGUUUAGUUUAUAAUAAUUUGGUGGAAUUGAUCAUACUUUCGCAGAGUUUGUAAGUCAGUGGAAUUGAUCAUACUUUCACAAACUUUAUGAGUCAGUGGAAUUGAUCACACUUUCACAGAGUUUGUAAGUCAGUGGAAUUGAUCAUACUUUCACAGAGUUUGUAAGUCAUUGGAAUUGAUCAUACUUUCACAAACUUUAUAAGUCAGUGGAAUUGAUCAUACUUUCACAAACUUUGGUAGUCAAUCUUGAAUCAUGAAUCACUUCACAUUAUUGUGCUAAGAGUGAAGUCAUAUACACAAAAAAGGUAAGAUAAGUUCAAUUUACCAUGUUUAGUGAAAGAGUCCCCUGGACCGUGACCAAAGUUGAAUGGUAAUGCCGGUAAAAAACUCUCUCCUGUGCUUAAGAUUUGAUUCAGAUCUGAGACAAAUAUACUACAGGGAUUGGAAGCUGCUUUGUGUUACAUACAUGUAGCAUUUUGUAUUAGCAGAUUAAUGUUAAAAUAUAUCUGACCUUUUUUUUGGUUUGUAAGAAAGACAGAUUUGCUACAGUGUACAGUACUUGUUAUCACACUGAGGCAGCGUGUUUACACACAUUUGGAUAUUCAUGAAAACGUUGCUUCCAGUUCCCCAUGAUAUAUUUGUACCCGGUACAACCCUCACAUGACACGCAUCACCUCACUCUGCUCCUAUCAUUCCCUCCAUCGCCACCUCUCCCCUUCCUUAAGGCUAAUGUAUAUUUUCACAAGUGGACCCUUGUCAUCGUGACCCAUUGUGCAGCGUAUUGUCACAACCUUUGCUCUGGUUUUUGGACUAUCUAAUUUGCACGUUGUUGUUGUAACCAUGGCUAAAUUUAGAUUUGUUCUUGUACAAAGAUGUAGGGUUUUAUUUUUCCGCCUACUUGUAAGGUUUUCAUGUAAUUUGUUUUCAGUUUGUCGACAUGUUACUUUUAUUAGCUCACCAUUGGUUGCCAUGGUGACCAGUCACUCUGUACUCUUAAUAACCUGUGUACAGAUUUUUAAAACAAAUCAUGUUAUGUUACGCAAGUGAAGGUUUUAGCAUGCUGUAAUACCUGUUAUUGUACUUGUGGUUUUACGCAUAGUUAAUUGGGUUCCUGGUUUUUAAACUGUAACAGAUUCUUUGAAAAAGAACUUGAAUUUUUAACUGUGUACUAUACAUACUUUACCAGGUUAUAUUCUCCAGAAGGAACCACGCUGUUUAGACGCGUAUCAUCUGUUUUUUGUUUUGUUUUGUUCAUAUUAGAUUAUUAAACCAUUUAUGGUCUCUUCACAUCACAGACAAUUCUCUUUUGUUCUGUGCACCCAAUUUUACUGUGUUAACGAGGGAUUUAUUGCUUUAGAAAGUCUUGGAUACAUUUACACUGUAAAACUAACCAGUCAUUCAGAUGCUUCAAACAGAGGAUCAAGACUUUCAGAAUUAAAUGGCAGUAUUGUAGAAGCCAGUUUCACAUCAGUCACUUACAUCAGUUUCUCUCAACCCAGUUUUCAAGUGUAGCAGAGAGUCACUACCACUUACCUGUUUGGUGAGUGAAAUAAAGGUUGUAAACCAGUCCAUCAGAGCACCUCAUUUAAAUCUCACACCGUGACAUAGGCAGCAACUCCGCUAGCAUUUCUGAUCACAUUGUCUACUGUAACGUUGUAAUUAUCAUUGAUCAGUAGCUAAGUAAUUUGAUUUUUUUCUUUCAACAGCGUUUUGAGUCAUAAUUUAGAUGAUUUUUGGGAUGAGAAGAAAGUUUUUUGUGUGUGUGUGUUUUUUUUCUAUCAUGAUCAACUACAUAUAAAAUAUUUUGCCGUGUAACACUUGGCCGGAAUUUCCAACACGGGCAAACAUUUUGUCAUUGCUGCUCAGUUGAUGCAUGAAGAUGGAGAAAAGCUGUAAAACUUUCCGGUGAUCAUAGAGAAACACAGUUCUCUGUGAAUGUAAAACGUGUAGUGAGUAUACACAUGUAGACAGUAUAAGAAGAAGGUUAGAACUUCAUUACAAUUGCUGUGUUCUGAACUGAAUUUUCAUUGUCAAGAAUCAAGUGCUUGAAAUUACAUUCACUUAUUUUUUUGUCACAAAACACAUGAAUUGGUAUUUAGUGUGCAUUCUGAGUGCUGAAAAAUGCAUGCUUAUAGUUGACUUCAGAGUCAUGCAGGAUGUUUGUGAACUUGUGAGUUGAAAGGACAAUUUUGAUUAGUUCUGAGAAUGACCUCGCCAACCAAUGCAGGAAGUUUGUGAACCUGUGUGUUAAAAGGACAAUUUUGAUUAGUUCUGAGAAUGACCUCGCCAACCAAUGCAGGAAGUUUGUGAACCUGUGUGUUAAAAGGACGAUCUUGAUUGGUUCUGAGAAUGACCUCUCCAACCAAUCAGAGUUCAUCUUACUGGAAUCUGGGAAUAUGGAUACAUUUAAUACUUCCGACUUCAGAUAGAUGGAUGUUAUUCAGAAAGUGGUGUAAGUAAGAGGAUUGUGUUAUCUUUUAUGUGAGAUUUAUACUUUCCAGGUAGAAUCCUAUAACACAGAUCAUCAUAGGGGUAUGACUGCAUAUUGGCCAUAUGUCAACUCUCCCUGCUUGUUUUUUGUGCGGGAAUCUAGCCUGUUGGUCACAUGCUUGACUCAGAAGUAGCCGGUUCAAAACCCAGAAUGGUCUUAAAUUUGUCUUUGUUUUCAGCACUAAAAUUAGCAACAAGCUUUAAAGGGUCUAGUUCUAGUGGAUUGGACUUGAGGAAAUGGAUGAAGAUAUAUCCAUUGCUGUGUACAUGAAUACUUAAGAGUAAAGCUGUAGCUGGCGUUAAUGUGUAAGAACACUACUGGCUGGACAAAGUUGACGAGGACAAGUUAAGUUUAGCAGUCCAUGGAAAACUUUCCAUAUCAGAUGACAGUCACACUGAAAUGGCUCUCUGGAUCUCCAUGCAUUCAAGACCUGCCCCCUUUUGUCUGAUUUUAACAGGGCUGCUGAAGGACAGCUAAAGUUUAUGCUGUGCUCAUGUUGACAUCCUACCAAGUGUUAAUUAGGUGAAAUAAUAAUUGUAAGUGGUAAUUAGAUUACUUUGAUCAUGAGUUUGGAAAUGUUCUCAUAGCCUCCAUGACUGAACCUGUACAUUGUAAAACACCUUUGUUCGACUGGCUAUGUGAAAGAAUGGUGAUUAUGUACGUAUACAUGUAUUGGGGUGUCUAGAGCUGGUAUUUGUUGUUGUUGUUUAUAGUUUUGCCCAUCACUACGUGGCGUUUGUUAAUCCUUGGUAGCUGCUCUAUCUCAACCCCCGAUGUAAUGUCAGUAUACCAUGAUAACAAGACAGCUGUCAGAAACUCACUGGUUAUGUACAUAAAAAUCAUACAUAU